Messenger RNA from Prunus persica (peach), 1509 nucleotides. RefSeq lists its product as uncharacterized. The record is from RefSeq and is a predicted model, not a curated record. Lineage: Eukaryota; Viridiplantae; Streptophyta; Magnoliopsida; Rosales; Rosaceae. The coding region runs from base 1 to 1509 and encodes 502 amino acids. The transcript is spliced from 3 exons.
AUGGCUAGAUCUGCAACGGCCCAAAGCCAUUCCACCCACGAUCCCUCGAUCGACAUUGUGACACCACUACCUCUCACCACCGUGCCACCUACCGGACCUCCAGCUGAGACCACCGCACCGGCCACUGCCUCCGAAUCAAGCUUCAAGGAGCUAACUUACGUAUUCACCAAAGAAUACACCUCUUAUCGGACAAUCAAGAAGAACCAUGACCACUUGUAUAACCUGCGCAAGAAGUCCGACGAAUCACUUCGAGAUUACAUCAAAAGAUUCAAAGCAGAAAAGGCCAACAUUGUAGGACGUGACGACCAAAUCGCGUCUUCUGCUUUCAAGAAAGGCCUUUCGGCUGAGCACAACUUGUACCGCGAGCUGACCAUCACUCCCGGCCAGACUCUAGCAAAGGUCUACGCGACCGUGGAACGCUAUGCGCUCUGGGAUGACGAUCGAAUCAUCGUAAAGAAGUCUAUUAAGCCGGAAGAUCAGCUGAUUAAGCAGGCAGACCAAAGAAGCGACGGAUUUAGCAACAGGAACAAGGACAAGCACAGGUCGCAAACACAAGGAGACGUUAUGGCAGGAGAGAACUACACCAAGUUCAUCAUUCCCAUACAUCAAAUUUUAGCCCAAGUGAAGAACAAACCUUGGGUAAGAAGACCACCACCCUUGAAAGGAGAUCCGGACAAGAGGGAUACUAGCAAAUACUGUGCCUUCCAUGGAACGCACGGACACACUACAAACAACUGCUUUGCUUGGAAAACGCAUCUUGAAGAACUCGUGAGAGAAGGUCACUGCACGGAAUUCAUUGCGAAGCAGGCCAUCCAACGGAUAGAAGAUCGUGACACCGCCAAGGAGCCGCCCCAGAAGGUCAUAAGAAUUAGCACAAUCCUAGCCGACUCCGAGGAGUCUGGGCUGACCAGUAAGGAAAAGAAGAGGAAGAUCAAACAAGCCACUGUGAUCUCGCAAAUCACGACUGACCUUCCACCAGCAGAAGACGAUCCUGUGAUCGGCUUCCAAAAGAAAGAUCUGAUCGACCUCGACAUGCCACAUAACGAUGCCCUUGUCAUCAGCAUUCAAAUCGCUCAGGCCAUGGUCGACCGAAUCCAUGCAGACGAGGGCAGCGCAGCCAAUAUCCUACAACUGGCGGUCAUCCAACAGAUGGGCUUGGAGACAAAGAUCAACAAAUUAGCCAGAUUGCUGACUAGCUUUAAUGGUGCAACAACGGUUACCAUGGGCACGAUAGACCUCGACGUCUACUCCCCACCUCAAUCAAAGCGUCAUGACCAAGCUGAGGAAAUCCGCCCAGAGGUCUUUCCUGAAGAAGGAUGGAAACCCGAGGAGGACGUAGAGUUAAUACCCUUGGAUCCUGACCAGCCAGAUAGGAAAGUGCGGAUUGGCUCGCGCUUAAGCCCAGAAGAGAAGGUGGAGCUUACCACCUUCCUCCGGAGCAACAAAGACAUGUUCGCAUGGUUGCUGUCAGACAUGCUUGGCAUCGACUCGAACAUCAUCUGUCACUGA